This is a messenger RNA of Amoebophrya sp. A25, 2303 nucleotides long. The record is from the annotation of a GenBank genome assembly. Lineage: Eukaryota; Dinophyceae; Syndiniales; Amoebophryaceae.
AUUACAAUUACUCGCACCAGCACCCAGCUGCGCAUGCUUUUCAUCCGUUUGUCAACAUUAUAAGACGAGAGAAUAAUCAAGAACAACAUGCGGCCUUUGCUUCUCUUCGCGUUUGGGAUCCUUGUCGAAAUCUCCACUGCCAUCUCUUUCCUUCGUGAAAGACGAGAGAAAAUUCACCAACAAGAGAAGCAGCAGUCUCCUACGACUUCAUCUUCGUGCUUCGAUGCUGGCAAUUGGUACCAUGCCUUUACUGGCCAAUGGCGCCAUUUCAGUCAGGGAAACCAGGAUGCCGUGUUGGCUUCGCUGUUUGACAAACGCAAUUUGGGAUUGACCAAUCGGUUCAUGGUAGAGUUUGGUUAUCCAGCGAAAGAUAUCGCGUCAAGCUACGGCAAUGGGCAUAAUUUGAUCACGUCGGGACUGAUGCAGAACUGGGUGUUGUUUAUGAAAAAGACAAAUUGAUUUUGAUAAUAGAGAUAGAUGCAUGUUGUGGAGAUGUGUAGAAGAAGAAGGACAUUGAAGAAGAAGUGUGCAGUAGCUAGGAAAUAAUCGAAGUACAGGAUUACAUCAUUCUUCAUCCUUUCGGAAACAGACUAGUCCAUACUAGAUCCAAUCAAUUGCAAGAAUUCCUGACCUCCUAACAUCUACAUCCUCUUAUCGUAUCCGUUUCAUCAUCAUCUUACGCUGACUUUGUUUUCGUUUUCGUUUCACACCUUCACCUUGAUCUCCGUCUUCUUCGUCCCCUUCCCCCUUUCACUUCCCUAGACGGCGGCGUUUCGAACAGUGCUAUCCACUUGUUUCAAGAAUUUUUGACGGCUCAGAACGUAAGAGAGGUAUUCCAAAAGCACCAAGUAGUCCCGGAGCCUGACUACGUCUCCGUCGACAUCGAUAGCUGCGAUCUCUGGUUGUUUAUGGCGAUCACCGGAGGAGGUAAAGGCGGAGUAAGGAACAAGACUCAGAAAAAUGAAGAAGAAGAUCAGGGUGAUGGCCGUACACAUGGACAAGAACUCAAUUCUGGUGCAAGAAAUGAGAAGGAUAAGACGAGUGCUGGUACAAGGCGAGUAUUGUCAUUGAGUGGCGAUACUGUCAAUGAGAAAACAUCGACAACGAGCACAACAGCAGGAAGCGCCAGAACAUCGAUCCCAGCGCUUCCCGCCUAUCGUCCACGCGUGAUGACAGUCGAGUACAACUCGAACUAUGCACUUGGCGACUUCACAUCCGUUCGUCCAGCUGCCUGCAGUCAGUACCAAUGGCACCAAGACAACAUCUACGGUGCCAGCUUAUCGGCGAUUCAUCUUGUUAUGGAAAUGGAAAUAAGGAAGUUGAAUUUCGGUUCUUGAUAUGUUGUACUUCUUUGGUUCGUGGUGCACGUGAUGUUGUUCUUGUUGUACUAGCUAGAAUACGAAUUUAUUACAACAACAACGAAUACGAACUGUUAUUUGUUCUCUUGUUGAUUGGACUCUGUCUAGAUACAGGAAGUAUUCCCAUUUCUAAAUGCUGUUGGGGGUCCUCCAUCGUCAUAUUCAGUCAUUUCGCACUCAUAAUCCGCCAUUUCUAACACACCCGCAGAACAACGUGGCUACAAGGUUGUGUACGUGACGCCGACCUUGGACGUUUUCCUGGUGAGAGAGGAUCUUGUCUGUCCCGGAACCGCCCUACCGAUUCAGACUUUUGCUAGUGCAACGGGCUUGAGCAUGCACUAUGCCUAUACAGGCGGUCUAGGUCCACGAGAGCAGCUGGUGGGUGAUGCAAGGGCAGAUAUUGAAGACUCGGUGUAGACAAGCGAGAGUGACGUGUAGUUUCUGGUGUGCGAUAUUUCAGAGUUGAACUUUUCCGAAGAAGUCAGAUUAUCGAUACUUAGUUAUAUUGUUUGGUGUUUCGGUAUUGGUUUUAAGAAUCACUAGAAGGUACAGGUACUCGCACGAUUAUAAGGAACAGUUGUUAUCAGCAAAUGUGUACAGGUUAGUGAAUAGGCAUAGGGUCCUGCGUGAUUUACAUAAGACCCUUUUUAGAGACUCUUGUGGCGACUGCGCGGACUUCACCAAGUGCAUCCCCGACUAUUCCUUCACCAACGCACUCCGCAAUAGCCACUGGAGGUGGAGCUUCGUCUUUGGAAAGAAUAAGAAAUAAUCUGGCUCAACAAAUAGAAGACCAUUUGGGUUCAUGUCAACGCGAUUGUCAUUUACACUAAGUGCGCUAACGAUGAAUCUACUUAGAAAAAACUCCAGUGGUACAACAGGUCAUUUUUUUCCCGAGCACUUCAAUCUCUCUUCCAAUUUCCAUAUCUUAUCCACGCACAUCCACAU